Messenger RNA from Triticum aestivum (bread wheat), 1237 nucleotides. Its product is annotated as glycosylinositol phosphorylceramide mannosyl transferase 1-like. Gene Ontology annotation, molecular function: glycosyltransferase activity. Gene Ontology annotation, cellular component: membrane. The record is from RefSeq and is a predicted model, not a curated record. The transcript is spliced from 5 exons. Bases 1 to 1008 code for a protein of 335 amino acids. NCBI's taxonomy places the organism in Eukaryota, Viridiplantae, Streptophyta, Magnoliopsida, Poales, Poaceae.
AUGGCCAAGCAGCUACUGCAGCUGCAGGCCGCGACGCACCGGUGGAGCGGCGCCCGCCGCCGCCAGCCCCUCGCCCCCGUGCCCCCUCGCCACGCGCCCGCGGCCAGAGCCGGCAGAUUCGCCGCCUGCUUCCUCGCGUGCCUGCUCGCUCUCGCCGCCGGUGCCAUCCUCAUGCUCUGCAUCACGCUCCACCGGCCGGAGCCCGAUGCUUCCGCCGCCGCCUCGCCACGCGGCAGCGGCUACGCCGUGGUGAUCAACACGUGGAAGCGCUACCACCUCCUGAAGAGAGCCGUCGCGCACUACUCCGUCUGCGCGGGCGUAGACGCCGUCCACGUCGUAUGGAGCGAGCCGCAGGAGCCGCCCGAGGCCCUGCGCCGGAGCGUCCUCAACUGCAGCCACGCCGCCGUCAACGUUGGGUUCGUGAUGAACAGGGGAAACAGCCUCAACAACAGGUUCAGGCCGAUCCAGGGGCUCAGGACGGACGCUGUCUUCUCGGUCGACGACGACCUCGUCGUGCCGUGCUCCACGCUGCGGUUCGCCUUCGGCGUCUGGCAGAGCGCGCCCUCUGCCAUGGUCGGCUUCGUGCCCCGGAUGCACUGGCCUGCUGACCCGAGAGGCAACACUGAGGAGUACAGAUAUGGAAGCUGGUGGUCAGUUUGGAGGACAGGGACAUACAGCAUGGUACUUUCCAAAGCGAGUUUUCUCCAUAAGCGGUAUUUGAAUCUAUAUACCAACCGCAUGCUACCGUCUAUUCGAGAUUAUGUGACAGAGAAUAGGAAUUGUGAGGACAUUGCUAUGUCUUUUCUUGUUGCAAAUGUGACCGGAGCUCCACCAAUAUGGGUCCAAGGAAGGAUAUUUGAGAUCGGAUCGUCCGGCAUCAGCAGUUUAAAAGGCCAUGAUUUGCGGAGAUCUAGAUGUUUGAAUGCAUUUGCUUCCAUGUAUGGUCAUAUGCCUCUGGUAGCGACCACAGUCAAGGCUGUUGAUAGCCGAACUAGCUGGUUUUGGUGACACGGUUUUCAGUUCAGUUUGGUUUGGUUUGUCUCUGUUUUGCCUUUCACUUGGGUGCUGCCUAGCACAUAUUACCAGGCUAGUGUGCUUGUGCAUAGUUCAUCAGCUUCUAAGAUACUGUGGCCGUUGUAAGACUACGGCUCUUUGUAAAUUAUAUGUGCAGGGGAACUGAAACUGUUUAUGAAUUUUGACACUCCUCUAGUCAAGCGCAGUACAGAGUCGUAUUUUU